Arabidopsis arenosa is the source of this 531-nucleotide messenger RNA. The record is from the annotation of a GenBank genome assembly. NCBI's taxonomy places the organism in Eukaryota, Viridiplantae, Streptophyta, Magnoliopsida, Brassicales, Brassicaceae.
AUCCAUGGCAACAAACCAAUCCGUGAAUCCCUCAACAUCGUCAUGUAUGUUGAUGAGACUUGGCUCUCCGGUCCUCCCAUCCUUCCCUCUGAUCCAUUUGAUCGCGCUGUGGCUCGCUUUUGGGACGUCUAUAUCGAUGAACACUGUUUCACAUCAAUUAAUGGAGUGGCAGUAGCAAAAAACGAGGAGGAGAGAAAGGCAGCGAUAACUAAGCUAGAGCAGUGUAUGGCUCUAUUGGAAGAAACGUUUCAAGAAUGCAGCAAAGGAAGAGGCUUCUUUGGAGGAGAAAACAUUGGAUUCAUUGACAUUGGUUUCGGGUCGAUGUUGGGUCCUCUUAAGGUUCUCGAGAAAUUUACCGGCGUCAAGUUCAUACAUCCCGAAAACACACCAGGUCUUUUCCUUUGGGCAGACAGAUUCUACGCACAUGAAGCAGUCAAGCCUGUCAUGCCCGAUAUCGAAAAACUGGUCGAGUUCGCUAAGCUCAAGUUCAAUACUUCAAUUUUUAAAUAAAAAUCAAGGACUAAUGAUAAU